This is a messenger RNA of Coregonus clupeaformis (lake whitefish), 2091 nucleotides long. RefSeq names its product sialic acid-binding Ig-like lectin 15. The transcript has 9 exons. Lineage: Eukaryota; Metazoa; Chordata; Actinopteri; Salmoniformes; Salmonidae. Gene Ontology annotation, biological process: regulation of actin cytoskeleton organization; regulation of bone resorption; regulation of osteoclast development. Gene Ontology annotation, cellular component: plasma membrane. Bases 65 to 1141 code for a protein of 358 amino acids. The record is from RefSeq and is a predicted model, not a curated record.
CUGUGUGACUUCUCUUUCUUUCUCUCCAGUGCUAGUGGGCUACGUAUAUUUGAUUACCUUUAGGAUGUUGCUGGCUCAACUCUUCUCUCUCUUCUCUGUCAUUACAGGCACCCUCUCACAUCAGUGGUCCAUGACAGUGCCCCCUGUAGUGAAUGGCACCAUAGGAGGAGAUGUGGUCCUACCCUGCUCCUUCACCCAUCCCCAGCAACAAGACUACUCCAAAGACAUCACAGUUCAGUGGAUUGCCAGACAAUUCCAUGAUAUGACCUUCUUCCAGUGCAAGGUGACAAAUGUUACUAAUGGGGGACUUAAUGAAUGUUCAGUCGCUGACCAAUCCCAGCGCUUCUCAGUCAAAGGAGACCCUAAGCAGAGGGAUCUCUCUCUCCUCAUCAGAGAUUUGGCGGUCACAGACAAUGGAGUAUACUUCUGCAGAGUGGAGCUGGACUUUUACUGGCUUAGUGGAAAAUGGCAGACUCCCAGCGGCACACAGCUCAAUAUCGUGGCUAAGGCCCAGAUUAUCAGCCUGUUUUGGGUAGAGGCGUCCUCCGGCCCAGGCAACGGGAGCCUCAGGUGUGUAGUUGAGGGGAACCCACCACCCACCAUCACCUGGUUCUCCUCCUCUAAAAGCAAAAUAGACCCUGGCGUCAGCACCAUAGAAACCCACCCAUUUCAGUGGACCAGUUGUAUCCCCUAUUUCGCCCAGGAAGUGUACACCUGCAUGGCAGAGAACAGCCUGGGGAGGGCAGAGAGACGGUUCCCCCCUGGACCCACUGCUCUGACUGUAGCCCUCUCUGUGUGUGGGGUCCUGCUUCUGCUGCUGCUCCUUGGGGUGGCUUUAUUUUGCCUGAGAAAAAGAGGAUACCUGAGAUUCUGCAAUUCAGAAAAGAAUAAGCAGCAAUCUGAGUUGUGCACAGAUCCUGCUAUAGCUGUGGUCAGUGAAUCCUCUAUCUACGCCAAUGUCUCAGAAAUGGAAAGCCGACAGUCGUUGUAUAAACAUGAUUCACCAGAGGAUGGCGACGUGGAGCUAAAUAUGGUAUACUCAACCAUUCAACUGAACAACACCACUCAAUCGCCCCAAAGAAGCUCUCGAGUCCCCAUACCAGAUGAAGGUGUCCACUAUGCUAUUGUGAACAUAGGGUAAACAGCCGAGGCACAACAAGCAGUAUGUAACUCUAGAGCAGUCGCAGGACCUGGUGACAGAGAAGAGCAUCCUGCCCUCGUCUCCGUGGUAACAGAUGUUUAUGGAUGGGGUGUGUCAGAAACAAAACCCUACUGCUGCAAAGCAUCGAAUAAUGAAAAACUGCUUUCCUGAUGGGGUUCAGUCUUGCUUCAUCUCUAUCCAUUUUGUUAUGUAACUUCAUUGACUUGAGGAUUUUUGUUGUUGUUGCAAGAACCAAAUGGCCUAACAUCUGUACUUAGUUGGUUAUUUUUCAUAAGUGUCUGUGGGUGCUCUUUUUUAACAGCUAAUUUAUAAUGUAUUCACAUGAACAGAUAGUGUGUAUUUGAGGUUACAACAUACUGUAUAUCGAUGGAGGAAUCAUUUAAAACCAGCUACUUGUCACUAAAGUUAUAUGAUAGUUUUCUAUAUACGUCAGUGUUGUGGGUCUGGGGUCUAAUUAAGCAAUAAGGCCCGAGGGGGUGUGGCAUAUGGCCCAUAUACCAUGGCUAAGGGCUGUUCUUAUGCACAACGCAACGCGGAGUGCCUGAAUACAGCCCUUAGCCGUUGCGGAGUGUGUGGAUACAGCACUUAGCCGUGGUAUAUUGGCCAUAUACCACUAACCCCUGAGGUGCCGUAUUGCUAUUUUAACCUGGUUACCAACGUAGUUAGAAAGUACAAAUACAUGUUCUGUCAUACCCAUGGUAUAUGGUCUGAUAUACCAACGGCUUUCAGCCAAUCGGCAUUCAGGGCUUGAACAACCCAGUUUAUAAUGAUGUUUAAAGCAUGAAGAUGUAAAUAAUACACUACACUGAAUCUAUUUUAGCAUGGCAUGGGGUAGUCCCAUUAGUGCAGUCCCCUUGGGAUAGGAUGGUGGGCCUAUAGUUCAACACCUGUUAACAUUUACAUUUACAUCAUUUAGCAGACGCUCUUAU